Rangifer tarandus platyrhynchus (Svalbard reindeer) is the source of this 1242-nucleotide messenger RNA. NCBI's taxonomy places the organism in Eukaryota, Metazoa, Chordata, Mammalia, Artiodactyla, Cervidae. The record is from the annotation of a GenBank genome assembly.
AUGGCAUCCCCGCGCCUCGGCACCUUCUGCUGCCCCACGCGGGACGCCGCCACGCAGCUCGCGCUGGGCUUCCAGCCGCGGGCCUUCCACGCUCUGUGCCUGGGCAGCGGCGCGCUCCGCCUGGCGCUCGGCCUCCUGCUGCUGCGUCCCAGGCGCUGGCCCGCGGGCCCCGGGGUCGACUUGGCCCUGCCGCGGACCUCUGCCCGCGGCCCCGCCUCCGUGCGCAUCGUGCGCGCCGCCACCGCUUGCGACCUGCUCGGCUGCCUGGGUAUCGCGGUCCGGUCUGCGGUGUGGUUAGGGUUUCCGAGUUUCGUGGACGACAUCUCCGCCGUGAACAGGACAGACGUGUGGCCAGCCGUCUUCUGCAUCGGGAGUGCACUCUGGAUCCAGCUACUGUACAGCGCUUGCUUCUGGUGGUUGUUCUGCUAUGCGGUGGACGCCUACCUGGUGAUCCGGAGGUCGGCGGGACAGAGCACCAUCCUGCUGUACCACCUGAUGGCCUGGGGCCUGGCCGCCCUGCUGAGCAUGGAGGGAGCCCUCAUGCUAUACUAUCCUUCCUUGACCAGGUGCGAGAGGGGCCUGGAGCACACCAUCCCCCACUACAUCACCACGUACUUGCCGCUGCUACUGGUCCUCGUGGGCAACCCCAUCCUAUUCCGAAAGACGGUGACUGCAGUGGCCUCCUUACUGAAGGGAAGACAAGGCAUUUACACGGAGAACGAGAGACGCCUGGGAGCCGUGAUCAAGACCCGAUUCUUCAAAAUAAUGCUGGUUUUCAUCGUCUGCUGGUUCUCAAAUGUCAUCAAUGAAUGCCUUUUGCUCUAUCUUGAAAUGCAACCAGAUAUCAACGGUAGCUCCUUGAAACAGAUCAGAAAUGCAGCCAAGACCACAUGGUUCAUGAUGGGGAUCCUGAAUCCAGCCCAAGGUUUCCUCUUGUCCCUGGCCUUCUACGGCUGGACGGGCUGCCGCCUGACGCUUCCCGGUCCCAGCAAGGAGAUCCCAUGGGACUCGAUGACCACCUCGGCCGCCGAGGGGGCUCCCCCGUCCCCCGGGGGUCCCCGCAAACCCGGGGAAGGCCCCACUCCCAAGAACGAGCUGCCAGGCGGUGUGCACACUUCUGACGAGGCCUUGAGCCUGCUGUCUGAAGGUUCCGACGGCAGCACCAUCGAAAUCCACGUAGCAAGUGAGUCCCGCGGCGGCAAGGCGGCGGACUCUGUUCCGCAAGUCCGAGGAGACCCGUAG